AUGCCUUUAGUGAAGAGGAACAUCGAACCCCGGCACCUGUGCCGGGGCGCCCUGCCCGAAGGGAUUACCAGUGAACUUGAAUGUGUAACCAAUAGUACCCUUGCUGCUAUCAUACGCCAGCUAAGCAGUCUAAGCAAACAUGCUGAAGACAUAUUUGGUGAGUUGUUUAAUGAGGCUAACAACUUUUACAUCAGAGCAAAUUCUCUUCAAGACAGAAUUGAUCGCCUUGCUGUCAAAGUUACCCAGCUGGAUUCAACAGUGGAAGAGGUGUCACUGCAGGAUAUCAACAUGAAAAAAGCUUUCAAAAGUUCCACAGUCCAAGACCAGCAGGUGGUUUCAAAGAACAGCAUUCCUAACCCUGUAGCUGACAUCUACAACCAGAGUGAUAAACCACCUCCUCUGAACAUUCUGACACCAUACAGAGAUGAUAAAAAGGAUGGGCUGAAGUUCUAUACUGAUCCUUCCUAUUUCUUUGACCUCUGGAAAGAAAAAAUGCUACAGGACACAGAAGACAAAAGGAAAGAGAAAAGGCGUCAAAAGGAGCAAAAGCGUAUAGAUGGCACAACCCGUGAGGUGAAAAAGGUUAGAAAAGCCAGAAACAGGCGCCAGGAGUGGAAUAUGAUGGCGUAUGACAAAGAGCUCAGACCCGACAACAGGUUGUCUCAGAGUGUGUACCACGGAGCAUCUUCCGAGGGAUCCCUGUCCCCAGAUACUAGGUCUCACGCAUCGGAUGUCACAGAUUACUCUUAUCCAGCCACUCCCAACCAUUCUCUGCACCCGCAGCCCAUCACCCCUUCACACGCAGCAGGUGACACGCUGCCACAGGGGCCAGCCAGCCAGGCCCCCGAGCAUGAGUACCGACCCCCCUCUGCUUCGGUGAGACACAUGGCCCUGAACAGGCCUCAGCAGCCACCCCCGCCACCCCCACCGCAGGCCGCAGAGGGGUCCCAGGCCUCGGCACCCAUGGCUCCAGCAGACUAUGGGAUGCUCCCAGCCCAGAUCAUUGAGUAUUACAACCCCUCGGGACCACCUCCACCCCCGCCACCCCCCAUGAUCCCUUCAGCACAAACUGCUUUCGUCAGUCCUCUCCAGAUUCCCAUGCAGCCCUCCUUCCCAGCAGCAGCCGGGUCCUCCUACCCAGCGCCUCCUCACCCACCCUCCACUGGGCUGGUGGUCACAGCCCCGCCUCCUCCGGGCCCCCCACCUCCCCCACCAGGCCCUCCUGGCGCAAGCUCUUCUCUCUCAUCCUCCCCCAUGCAUGGCCCUCCAGUAGCUGAGGCAAAACGACAAGAAACUGCACAACCACCCAUAAGCGAUGCUCGCAGUGAUCUUCUUGCCGCUAUUCGAAUGGGAAUUCAGCUGAAAAAAGUACAGGAGCAGCGUGAGCAAGAAGCCAAGCGCGAGCCUGUUGGGAAUGACGUGGCCACGAUCCUGUCCAGACGCAUUGCCGUGGAGUACAGCGACUCUGACGACGACUCGGAGCUGGAUGAAAAUGACUGGUCUGACUGA
This is a messenger RNA of Eptesicus fuscus (big brown bat), 1509 nucleotides long. It is a transcript of the gene WASF3, whose product is annotated as WASP family member 3. Gene Ontology annotation, biological process: actin cytoskeleton organization; positive regulation of Arp2/3 complex-mediated actin nucleation. Gene Ontology annotation, molecular function: actin binding; protein kinase A regulatory subunit binding; Arp2/3 complex binding. The record is from RefSeq and is a predicted model, not a curated record. Gene Ontology annotation, cellular component: cytoskeleton; SCAR complex. The transcript is spliced from 8 exons. Bases 1 to 1509 code for a protein of 502 amino acids. Lineage: Eukaryota; Metazoa; Chordata; Mammalia; Chiroptera; Vespertilionidae.